This is a messenger RNA of Didymodactylos carnosus, 894 nucleotides long. The record is from the annotation of a GenBank genome assembly. NCBI's taxonomy places the organism in Eukaryota, Metazoa, Rotifera, Eurotatoria, Philodinida, Philodinidae.
AUGAGAGAUGUUCCGACUGAUCGUAUUCGUACUAAACAAUCGCGACAAAUUCAAAAAUGGAUUCUUUUAAAUUUGGAGUCACCGGCUCAGACGUGGUGGUGGAAAUGGACAUUAUACCGAAGUGGCUACUUGUUCGACUGGGUUCACAGUUAUAGACCGGAUUCAGACAUCUAUGAUCCAUAUGGAAAAAUUGUAAAACGAAACAGCUCAGUCGUUGAGUGGAAACCAAAAUACGAGUUCACAAUGAAAAACAAGUCAGUUGCAUGGAUGGUUAGCCAUUGCGAAACGGCAGGAAAACGGGAAGACUAUGUUGCCGAAUUAAAAACAUUUAUCGAUGUUGACAUUUACGGAAGAUGUGGUUUGUACAAAUGUGCAAAAUCAAAUAUGAAUUGUUUGAAAAUGAUUGAAAAAAAUUAUAAAUUUUAUUUAUCUUUCGAAAAUUCAAUUUGUAGUCACUAUGUUACAGAAAAGUUAUUUAGAAUUUUGGAUUACGAUCUAAUUCCAGUUGUAUUUGGUGGUGCCAAUUACAGUUCGAUAAUGCCACCUCAUUCGUAUAUCGACGCAUUCAACUAUAGUUCACCGUUUGAAUUGUCGUUAUAUCUGAAAGAAAUUGCAUCCAAUGAAGCGAAAUUCAAUUCAUAUUUUAAAUGGAAAGAAAACUAUUUUGUCGUAUCACUACCAUCUUAUUUUUGUGUAAUUUGUGAUAAACUUGCACAAGAACAGAGAAACCAAACAACAUCAAAAACAAGUCAAAUUACCGAAAGUCACUUGUCACUGUACAACUGGUGGUUUAAUAACGCCAAUAACACGUGCACUUCUUGGAAAAGUCCAGCCACAUGGGUCGAUUAUUUCCUUGAGGUGAUCGAUAGAGGCUUCGAGUUCAUCGGCAAAUGA